CUUUUUUUCCUUGGUAUACUAUAGUCAUCGCUCCUCUUCCUUUGCAAGCGACUCCAUUCAUAAUCUCUCUUUCUGUGUAUUUGCUUUGUACAAGAAAACUCCCAUUUGCGUAUUUCAAUCAUUCGGCCCUGAAAAACAGAGAAAAGAAAAGAAGAGACCCACAAAAUAUAUCUCUAUUUCUUCACUUCCUUCCACUUUUUAGGGUUUAUUUUCUCGUUAUGCCCCGGGAAAGAUCCAUUCUUUCUUUGUUAUAACAGGUGAAUUUGUGGGUUUUUAGAUAUAACUAUUUGAGGAAGAGAUGGGUAGAGGUAGGGAUAGGGAUAUUUCAAGGUCUAGAUCGAGGUCACCAGCAUAUAAGAGGAGAUAUUCACGGUCACCCUCGCCUGUGGUGCGCAGACAUAGCCGAAGAAGCAGGAGAGAUAGAAGCAGAUCCCCUUAUACUUAUAGCAGAAAACGAAGCCGUUCAUUGUCCCCUAGGCGCCGCAAAAGUCGUUCUCCAGCCACCAGACGUCAUAAGAGUCGCUCUCCAAGGAACCAUAGGAGACAGAGAAGUAGGAGUACCUCAUUGUCUCCUAUUGGUAAAUCACCUGGUUCAAGUAUUGGAUCGAAAGAGCAAAAGGGUAUCAGUGAAAAAAAUAAACUUGAUGAAGAGGAGAAGAAAAGGCGUCAAGAGGAAGCAGAACUGAAAUUAAUAGAAGAAGAAACUGCAAAAAGAGUUGAAGAUGCAAUUAAGAGAAAAGUUGAUGAAAGCUUGAACAAGGAGGAGAUCAAGCUUGAAAUUAGAAGGCGAUUAGAAGAUGGUAGAAAGAAACUUGUGAAUGAAGUUGCUGCUCAACUUGAAAAAGAGAAGGAAUCUGCUCUUAUUGAGUUGAAACAAAAAGAGGCAAGUUAUUUUUGCUUAAAUAUAUGUGGUUACCAUGAACAAGCUCGAAAAGAAAAAGAAGAGUUGGAAAGAAUGCUUGAAGAGAAGAGGCGAAAAGUGGAAGAAGCUCAGAGAAGGGAAGCUAUGGAGCAGCAAAUGAAGGAAGAACAGCGUUAUAGAGAACUGGAAGAGCUCCAAAGACAGAAAGAAGAGGCUUUGCGAAGGAAAAAACAACAAGAGGAGGAAGAGCGUGCAAAGCAAAUGAAAGUGUUGGGCAAGAACAAAUCCAGGCCUAAGUUGUCGUUUGCAUUGGGUUUGAAAUGAUAAAUGACUUUGCCUUGUGAUUAUUAUUUUAACGGUCAUGAUCUUGUUGAUCACCAAAGGCAAUUGGUUUUUCAUUAGAGUUGGGAAAACCAAGUUUUGUUGGAUACCCUUUCUUUAUGUUCCUCCAUUUUUUCUGUAAUCUUAAGUACUUGCUGAGUAUAUUUUCUUCGUCGUAGUUGGCUAAUCAAUGCACUGUUUUCAACUGAUGUAAUUUAGGGCCAACAUUACUAGCAAGUUGUGAUAUUGUUGUUGUUACCAA
Solanum stenotomum is the source of this 1445-nucleotide messenger RNA. RefSeq lists its product as uncharacterized. Gene Ontology annotation, cellular component: nucleoplasm; mitochondrion. Bases 299 to 1186 code for a protein of 295 amino acids. Gene Ontology annotation, molecular function: cadherin binding. The transcript is spliced from 5 exons. NCBI's taxonomy places the organism in Eukaryota, Viridiplantae, Streptophyta, Magnoliopsida, Solanales, Solanaceae. The record is from RefSeq and is a predicted model, not a curated record.